Molecule: messenger RNA, 1302 nt
Organism: Epithele typhae
Lineage: Eukaryota; Fungi; Basidiomycota; Agaricomycetes; Polyporales; Epitheliaceae
Product: vacuolar membrane protein-domain-containing protein
Exons: 5
Coding region: 1-1302 (433 amino acids)
Cellular component (GO): membrane
Source: RefSeq, a predicted model, not a curated record
AUGCCACCUCUGGAAGGGAUCGACGAAUUUCUAGAUGAACUGCCUAACGUUGACAAGCGGUCAUGCCGCCUUCUGGGUCCAACUGCACUGAUUGUGCAGGCUCUCAUGGGUGUGCUGGUCAUCCUCUCUCUUGUCUAUAAACGUCAUCGCGAGACCCCGAAGCGGCCGUGGAGGAUAUGGCUCUUCGACGUCUCCAAGCAGAUCGUCGGCCAAAUGUUUGUCCAUGGCGUGAAUGUUCUUAUCUCGGACGUCGUCGCGCAUCUUUCCACCGCAAACGCUUGCGUUCUCUACUUCCUCAAUAUUCUCAUCGACACGACAUUCGGUGUUGGCAUAAUAUAUGUCCUCUUACAGGCUAUGACCCACGUCCUCACAGUGAAGCUGCAUUUCAAAGGGUUCGAGUCUGGAGUCUAUGGAACGCCCCCCGCCAUCAGCUACUGGUUCCGUCAAACGGCUGUCUACGUACUUGCCUUGACCACCAUGAAGCUUGUGGUCGUCUCGCUCUUCGCGGUUCUUCCUGCCAUUUUCGACUUCGGAGAAUGGCUGUUGGGAUUCCUUGGGACAAGUGAUGCUGCCCAAGUCAUCUUCACCAUGGGCCUUUUCCCCAUCAUGAUGAACAUCCUCCAGUUUUGGCUUAUCGACUCCAUUGUCAAAGGCUCGACCUACUCUCCUUUGGCUCUCGGAUCCGAUACUCCUCGCGCAUCAAUGGACCCUGCCAACGAACCACUUUUCCGCACGUCUGAUGACGAAGACGACGACGACGACGACGACGACGGUCUGCCAGCACGGCACGACAUCGAAAACCCGGCGCCACGCUCUGGGUCUAUCUCGCGCGACAGGGAGCGCCAGAGUUCAGUGAGCGAGCCGAAGUCCACCGGUACGACUACGGCAGUUCCAUCAGGUUCGACCACGCCGCAGCCCAAGCCCAUCGAUACCGGUGUUUCCGUACACGCAUACCCGCCCUCCGUGAUCGCAGCUUCUCCCAGCUCGGCCUCGAGUUCUUUGAGCUCCAACUCCUCCCUCUCCAAGUCUCGCAGACGCGAACCCCCACCCCCACUGGCCCUCAAGGCUGACCCGCCGUCAUACAUGAACAUUGAGGUUUCAAGAAGUGCACCACCCGAGGAGGUCGAGCUAUCUCGUGACGAAGACGAGAAGUGGGCAGCAUGGGGUGAUGAAGAAGACUGGGCGGAGCGUGUGGGGGAAGAAGAAUGGACGGGUCGGAGAAUAGAGGCGAGGAAAGAGGCGAUGGAUGAUGUGUGGCGGGAUCACCGUAGUCCCAACGCACACGCAGUCUCUGUUCCCUGA